CUACUACAACGACGUGCUUCUCAUUUUUGCUUCGACACAAAUUGCGUUUCCUCGAGAACGUUGCAUUUGCGUCCAAAGCGCUCUGAGAAGGAUCAAAAUUUACUCUCGCGCAAUUCAGCAUUUCUUUUAUCUGCCUAUUGUCUAUCAGUCCCCUAUACGCACCGUUGAUGGCGUCUUCUCCGCCCGCGUUUGGACGAGGUCGAGGUGCGAGUCAUAGUUAUGUCUACUCGCCGUACGGACGAGGCAGAGGCCAAGGUCGGGGCGCUGUUUCGCUUCCGCCAAAACCUCAGCAGCCAAAGACUGACGUGCCGCACCCUCGCUUUACUAUUGACGGUGUGACUUUCGAGCUCGUAAAGAACGGUAGCAAACUCCACAGAAUCACCCCUCUCGACGACUCGCUUCCGACGCCGCUCAAACACGAAAUUGCUGGCAUCAAGUUCUACCGUACCAAGGGUGGCAACCUAUUACGCCACAAGGAGUAUUUGCAACUUGAAGAGAAGCAGCUUGCACGCAGGACGUUGUGCCCUAAAUUCACCCGAACCGGACACUGUUCACGCGACUGUCGGUUCAACCACGAUCCCUCCAAAGUAGCUGUGUGCAAGACAUUCUUACACAAACGCAGCUGCCCUGCCGGUAGUUCUUGCCCCCUUUCUCAUGAUCUUACGCCCCAUCGCACUCCUGUCUGCAUGUUCUUUGCACGGGGAAACUGCACCAACGACAACUGUCAGUACGUCCACAGUAUGCCUAAGGAUGGAGCUAUCGUCUGUGAGGCCUUUGCACGGCUGGGUUAUUGCGAGGCUGGAGAGAACUGCCCGCAUCUCCACGUCUUCGAGUGCCCGGACUAUGCAAACACAGGUAAAUGUGACAAGGAAGACUGCCAUCUGCCACACGUGCAACGUGCAAGCCAGCUGCGAAGGCUCGCUGGAAGGGGCAGCAGCCAUGGCCCUUCCUCUAAUGAACACAGUGACAACGAUGACUUGGGGCCAGAAGCAACGGCUACCUUUGUCGGUGCUGAUGCUGAGGCCUCCACGGCUGGAUUCACCCAGCAGGCCGAUUAUAUUCGGAUUUGAUUGCUCCCUUACUUCUAAUCGCUGUGCAUAGCGUUGGCGUUUUUACUUUAGGCAGUCUCAAGAGAUACCCAGGAAUGGCUGUGGUGAGCCAGGCGGUACAGUCUGCAUAUGAGUGACCUCGCUCUCAUCAGGAGGUUAUUGUUUCAAGAAUUAGGAAGCAUACGUAUAAAGAAAGAAUCAAAAGAGAUGAAGAUUUUGAG
This is a messenger RNA of Verruconis gallopava, 1270 nucleotides long. RefSeq lists its product as uncharacterized. Gene Ontology annotation, molecular function: metal ion binding. The transcript is spliced from 4 exons. The coding region runs from base 168 to 1070 and encodes 300 amino acids. Gene Ontology annotation, cellular component: nucleus. The record is from RefSeq and is a predicted model, not a curated record. NCBI's taxonomy places the organism in Eukaryota, Fungi, Ascomycota, Dothideomycetes, Venturiales, Sympoventuriaceae.